AGUCUCCAUCACCUUGUCUAGCUGGCUAAUUGAAUCAAACGAAAUAACUCUUGUGACUAUAUAGUUGUGACUUCUUCAAUUCGUGUAUUAAAGUAAAUAGGUAACAAUAAUAGCGACAGAACUCAGUAUUUAUCAAUAAAUUUAUAACAAUACAUACUAUGAGUUAAAAGGACAGUGCUCUAAGCCGGCACUAUAAAUAAACAACACACAAGAAGUUAUUUGUAAACACAAAGAUGAAAUUGAAAAAGGCGCCGUGGCGGUGGGUCGCAUCACCACUCGGCUACAACUUGCUUCUCUCUAUGUUCCAAGAGAAUCUUCCAGCUGUGGAAAAAUACAUGCAGAUAGCUGAAAGAUUAAAAAAUGUAGAUGGAUGUAAAAUUAAACAAAGGAUAUUUUAUUCAUUGACCAUGUCACAGCCUACAGUGGGAUUGUCAAAAAAUGUUGUUAUUGAAAAAGCUGAUUUUAGUAAAAAUGAGAAUGCUUUCACAAUCUAUGUGAACAAAUAUGGUGAUUUGAGGUAUCAUGAGUUUUCUUCCAGAACUGAAUUAAUAUUUGCUAGCAUCUGUACAUUCAAGAGCACCUGGCCGUUAGAGCCGAACACUGGUUUCAUGAAGUUAUAUAAUUCAUAUAAUUAUACGCAAGAUGUGAACUAUGAGGGUAGACUCUUAGAGUUGCCUCUCCGGACUGAAGGCUUCAAGCUGGUGCUAGUGUUACCCAAUGAGAGUACAGUGGUGAAGACGUUGUUUUCAACAUUGUCCAAUCAGGGCCUUGCUGCGGCAAUCAACAGCAUACAGCCUCUGUUCACUGGAAAGGCGGAGCUCAUGAUGCCUAUCAGUAUUGACGUCACUUCUAGAAUAGAACUUAACGAGACAAAGCUCGGGUCUCCGGUACAAUAUGGUACUAUAACCGUGUCGGACAAAGGUGCUGAAGUCAGGCUGCUUACUUGUUUAUAUUCACCUGCGAGCGAAAUGGUAGACAACGAGGCUGUGACGUCAUUACAACCCGGCCAAUCAUGGCCACCGCCGCCAUUUUAUUUUGCAUUAGUUUACAAAGACACGCCGAUAUUUUACGGAGAUUUUAACAAGCCUAUAAUACGUGCAACGGAUUUUAAGAAUUUGGAAUGAAUCGAAAGAUUAAAUAGAAAAAGUAAUUGUUGAUG
Molecule: messenger RNA, 1159 nt
Organism: Spodoptera exigua (beet armyworm)
Lineage: Eukaryota; Metazoa; Arthropoda; Insecta; Lepidoptera; Noctuidae
Source: the annotation of a GenBank genome assembly